Messenger RNA from Sinocyclocheilus anshuiensis, 16291 nucleotides. RefSeq names its product polycystin-1-like. Bases 294 to 13763 code for a protein of 4489 amino acids. Gene Ontology annotation, cellular component: plasma membrane. Gene Ontology annotation, biological process: calcium ion transport. The record is from RefSeq and is a predicted model, not a curated record. Lineage: Eukaryota; Metazoa; Chordata; Actinopteri; Cypriniformes; Cyprinidae. The transcript is spliced from 48 exons. Gene Ontology annotation, molecular function: protein binding; monoatomic cation channel activity; calcium ion binding.
UGCAUCCAGUGGAGAGCAGCGGCACUGCAGGAUGGGAGCACGAGAGGAAGUUCUUCAGGAACUUCUGGCAGAGCAGAAUCCAGAGUUUUUCCCCUCCUCUGGAGAAGAAGUGAAUCCAGUUCCGUUAACGGAGGAAUAGAGGGGGGACGUCAGCGAACUCGGGGGGGAAACGCGAUUUGCGACGCUUUCUACGCCGUUUCUCUUAUGGAAAAACUGGGAAAAGAGUGAACUUUCCUCAACGCGCCCCGAGGAAAACUUCACCGACAGAAGGGGCGAUGGGAUGCGAGUGAGCUAUGCCUUGUAGAAAUGGACAGAUUGUGUUUAAGCGAAAACAUGGCGUCUGCCUCCCAAAGUUUGGAUUAUUUUCCAGUCUGCUCUUUGCGCUCUGCUGCCUGGAGGCGCGCUCGGGCGUCGCGGCAGACGGGAGAGCCUGCAGCCCGUGUCCGGGUAACUGCUCUUGCUCGGCGGUGGGACCGCAAAACUCGUGCGUGGUUAAUUGUUCCAGCAUCGGGCUGGAUCAGGCCCCAGCGGCGUCAGACCUACCGACCGACACGCACACUCUAGAUCUGUCCAGAAACCACAUUCCCUCAGUGGAUUCCAGCCUCUUUGAUCACCUCACCGCCCUCAAGGAGCUGUAUCUUCAGAGCAAUCGUCUGGUCACUCUUCCUCGUGGGAUCUUCGACUGUGGGCCGUUAGCUGUGCUAGAUUUGAGCAACAACCAGAUCACCACCAUCGAGGAACGAACGUGUGAUAAUUUAUUUAAUUUAACUACGAUAGAUCUGAGCUUUAACCCGUUCAUCUGCGACUGUAAGCUGGUGCGCUUGGUGAGCUGGCUGCAGGAUCAGGGCGUUCGAGUGAAGCGACCCAACUCUAUGCUCUGUGACCGGCCGCCCGAGGUGAAAAACCAGCCGCUGCUCAACGUCAGUGUGCACACCUGCGGCCUGACGUACGCGGGCUGUCUGCAGGACGAGGAGCAUGCUGCAGGCGUGGAGCUGGUCAUCUUCUCCUCUUCCACUCCCGGCCCGUUCUCGCGUGAGGAAUGCAACUCCAAAUGCUUCCAUGAGAACCAGCGCUACGGCGGUCUGGGUCAGCAGAGAGAGUGUCUGUGCAGCACCAACUCCGAGCCCAACCACAUCAGCGAGUCCCAGUGUUCGGCCGCGUGCUCGGACCCGCUGGUCAUGAAGGAGUGCCUCUGGACUGUGGCGCAGGACGUGUUUCAGGUGAAUUUCUCUGCCUCUCUUCCUUCUCGCCGUGUGUCUGUUCAUUCAGAGGCUGUCCUGUCUGUCGCCUCGUCCGUCUUCCCUGCCUCUUUCUCAUGGGACUUCGGUGACCUUUCGCCCCGGGUCAACACCUCUACGCCCAACACCACGGUGAGGCAUAAGUACGGUGUCCCGGGACGGUACCAGCCUCAGGUGAGUCUCUCAGCGGGUCACCAGGAGAUUGUGGCGCAGGGGAACGUGAGCGUGGAACUGCCCCCUCGACUCGAGCUCCACUGCCCCGAACUCAUAGUGGCCAAUCAGAGCCUGGAGGAGGUGGUUUCUCUGGUCAACUGGGGCGGAGUGGGCGUAAACGUGGACUGGAGGAUCAGGAAGGAUGGGAGAGAGAUAGCAAGAGCGGAGCCGCUGUGUUUGCCAGAUGCGAUCCAUCACGCUGACUCAUCCCGCUGUUUCCUGUUGGUGUCGGAGGAAGUCAGCUGGUCAGAUGCUCGGCGUAAUUGCUCAGCCCGUGGAGGGGAGCUCGCCGUGGUGCAUUCCCAAACCGUCCGGGACCUUCUGGCCCCUCGAAUCACACAGGAGCGCGGCGUGUGGUUGGGUUUGAGCGAUCAGUACUCUCCCCGUGUCCUGCGCUGGGUGGACGGUUCGGAGGUCCUGACGGGGGAGGAGGGCACGAGGGACCGGGCCACGCUGCAGCCUGGAAAUGUGUGUGUGUCACUGGAUGGCAGCGGGCUGCCCAGCUCCCACUCCUGCACCGCCAGACGAGCGUUUGUCUGCCAGUUCACACGCCACGUGCGUGUUCCUGAUGCCGCUGUGUGUGCGGUGGGCACCGCUGUGUUUCACUCCCACAGUCCUCUGAGCAGCCCCACAGCGAAACACUCCUCUGUGCCCAACACACCCGCCGGGAGCGUCGAGCUGCUGCUGUUCCCUGGACUGAUUUUAUGUUGCGGUGACCUCUGCGCCCCCAUCACUGUCUGUCAGGCCCCGGAUGAGUGGAUCAAUGACACCUCCGUCCCACCAGCAGCCACAGAGUGUCCAGCGGGACGUCAGUACUGUCCAUACGCUGAGCGCUGUCUGCCCUUGGCCAGCUCGUGUCAUACCGGGGCUUGUGUGAACUGUUCUGGGGUCAGUCCUCUGCCUGCGGGCACACAGUACCCAGAUUACAGACUCAUCGAGGAGGUGCUGAUCUCCCUAUCGGCCGGACCGCCAUCCAGCAUCCGGGUCCAAGAGGACAUAGAGGACCUGUUAGUUUCCCCUGGUGACUUCAUCGCCCUGCAGCAUGACGCCGGACCGUCAGGGCUCCUCCAGUGCUCCUCUGACCCCUCGUCGCCAUGGAAACAGAGCGUGCUCAUCCAGAACCGCUCCGAUUGGUGGGACGUAAACGAGACGCUGCAGUCGGAUGCAGAGGGCGGCUGGGAGGAGGGUGUGGUUUGCCAGGUGAGGGUGCUGUACGUGGGGCAGAACAGCACCGUGCUGCAGGGUCCCUUCCUCCGCUCUGGCCUCCCUCAGCUUGGCGACUACACUUUGGAAGUGACAUCCAGUGAUGAGGAUUUUCCUGUCACCGCAUCCUGUCCCAUCCACGUCGUUCCACCUCUGGGCCCAGCCGUGAUCUAUCCCACCAAUCACAAUGGGACGGUGUACUUCCUGCCCAAUCAGACAUGGAUUCUCGUCACGGUCCGCUCGCAGCACGAUGCUCUGAUUGGCCAGCAAGGCAGCAAUGAGACCGUUCCCUUUCACAACGCCUGUCCCGAGAACCUGGUGGCGAAAGUGGCCGAAUGCAGGCAGCCCGGCCCGUACAACGACACCAUGUUUGCAUGGUUUGACCUCCAGCUCGGGUCCACACCAGAACAGACCACCGUGCUGUUUCUUGUCCAGAGCAACGUUACCAAAGCAUCUCUACAAAUUCAGGCGAGGGUGCAAGAACCUCUCCGGGUGCUCUUAAUCAAACCCCAUCCUGCUCACAGAGUCCUCAUGGAGUCCGUAGUGAGUUACAUAGCCUCUGUGGAGGGAGGUACGGACCCGUCGUUCAAAUGGACAGUGGAUGAUAAACCAUACUUCACGUACUAUAACAGCAUGUUAAAUAUCAUCUACCAGAACGCAGCAGUGUACAAACUCACGGUAAUGGCUAUGAACCAGGUUAGCAUGCUGACAGAGCACUUCACUGUCACAGUAGACCGCAUGAACCCGAUGACUGAGCCGAUGGUCCACGGAGUCCCCAAAAUCGUGCAGCAGGGUUUGUCCCUGAACCUGUCUGCGUCGGUGAAGAUAGACAUGGCGGUGGAUGUCACCUUCUGGUGGUGGUUUGGAGAUGGAGGGAACCGUACACAUCAGAUUAAGCCCCCUUACAAUAACCCCUCUAGUAACCAGGUGGUGAUUCGUGAUGAUGUGGAAUACAUUUAUGCACAGCCAGGGGAGUACACCCUAUUGUUCACGGCUUCCAACCGCUAUGAGAACAAGACAUGCAAAGUCGAUGUAUACGUCUUUAGCGUUCUGACAAGUGUGCGAAUCGAGAUUGACCCGCCCCUGCUACGUGCCGAAAAACCAGCUGACUUCGAGGCCCACCCCCUACCGUCUCCCUACGGCAUCAUCUACACCUGGAACUUUGGUGACAAUUCAAGUGUACAGAAGGGGCGUGAACGUAGGGUUCCUCACGCGUACGCUCACAGCGGUGUCUACAAUAUCUGCGUGAAUGUCAACAACACCAUUAGCUGGACAGACACCUGCAUGGAAGUUAUCGUCUAUGAGGAUGUUAAGGGCUUGGAGGUGAUGUCAUCUGCUCCCACAGAAUGCAACACUCCUACCGUUGUCACGGCAAGUCUGGAAGCAGGCAACAGUGUAACUUGGAGCUUUGACAUGGGUGAUGGAAUGGUGCACAUGGUUAUGGAACCCAAAGUUGAAUAUACGUACAGGAAAGAUGGAAACUACACUGUAAAUGUCACCGCAAAGAAUGUUGUGAGCUCUCAAUGGGUAACCAUACCUGUUGAGGUGUUUGUGCUACAAGUGUUAUCGCUAGAACCUCCCGGGUGCAUUCUGGAAAACAAAGAGGUACUCUUCCAUGCAUUUGUGUCAGGGAACGCUUCAGGACAUCAGUACGUAUGGAGUUUUGGAGAUGGAAGCCCCAACGAAACUCAGUAUGGAACGCAGAUGAUAAUGCACACAUACGUUAAGAGUGGCGAGUACAAUCUCUCGCUACUUAUGUCAAGUGAAGCCAACAAAGCAAAUUUUUUCAGAAGGGUCUGCGUCCAACCUGAACUCACAACAGUGUCUUUGUUUCCUCUGAGAACACACAUCAAGUUCGGUGAGGAGAGCAGAUUUACAGUAGCUGCCUUCCCAGAAUUUAACUACACCUACCUAUGGGAUUUUGGGGUACUUGACUCGAGAGGUCCUGUUCGAGGUGGUAAGGAGAUGGCCUUUACAUUCAAGAGUCCUGGGGAAUAUCUGGUUACGGUUACUGCGCUCAACAACAUCUCCUGUAUCAACGACACUGUUUUAGUGGUGGUGCAACAAUCUGUCAGUUUUUUGCUGAUCAGCCAUAAUGGGGAUAAAGAGAACAAUCUUUCUUUACACCAAGGCUAUGCUUUCAAGGCAUCUUCAGACUCUGAGAAUGCUGUCUACAUCUGGGAUUUUGGAGAUGGGACUCGACUUAAUGGGACAAACUUAUCACACGCUUACAAUUCCUCGGGCAGGUUUAACAUCAGUGUUACAGGCAAGAAUGAAAUAAGUGAGACCAAAAAUGAGAUUUCCGUUGUGGUCUUGGCCCCAAUCACAGGACUGUCAGUAAAUGCUAGCCUUGUUAAUGUCCCUUUGAACAGUUCCGUUCACUUUGAGGCACACCUCAAACAAGGAGAUGGUGUAAGGUACUCUUGGAUUCUUUGUGACCGGUGCACGUCUAUCCAAGGCACUCACACCAUGUUCUACACGUUUCGCUCCGUUGGGACUUUCAAUGUCAUCGUUACUGCAGAGAAUGACAUUGGCACUGUUCAGUCAAGCAUUUCCAUCUUUGUGCAGCGUGAGUUGGAGGGCUUGCAGAUAGUGGCUGAUGAGCUUAUUGAAGGAUGCUGUUUUGCAAGCAACCGUGUCCUUCACUUACAAGCCUCAUUAAAAGAGGGCACCAAUAUGACCUUCAGCUGGAACCUUCUGAGGGAACAUGAAAACCAUGACUACAACCUCACAGGCAAGACCAUAGACCUCAACUUUUCCACCCCUGGUCCUUGUGAUGUCGUCCUCAAGGCAACCAACUUGCUUGGCCAGCUGGCUGUGAACAAAACUAUUGAGUUUUUGGAUCCUGUAAGGGAGCUGGUCCUUAAGAUUUCAUCAAACCCUGCUGCAGUAAAUGCCAUGACAAAUAUGACAGUAUUUGCAAGUUUUGGAACAGUGCUUCAUUACAAAUGGUGGGCAGAUGGUGAACUGUUAACAUCUGAUAUGUCCUCAGUCAUGCACCGUUUCAGAAGCGCAGGUUUGAAACUGGUUAAAGUGGAGGUUUCCAACAAAGUCAGCUCGGAAGUGGUCUCAAAGUGGAUCAGCAUUCAAGAACCAAUCUCGGGAUUGACUUUCAUCGCCACAAAUGUUACAGAGAACUUUGUAGCUUCAGGGGACAAUGUUACUCUGCGUGGAGAAACACGGAUGGGAUCCAGCAUUUCGUGGAUGUGGCUAUUGCCAGACAACACAAAAUCGAACCAGCGCACCACCUCCUACAUCUUCCCCAAACCAGGAAUUUUCACUGUCGCUUUGAACGCCACUAAUGACAUGAACAGAGAAACAUACUCACAUGAGUUUACCGUUCAAGACCGUAUCCAGGGUCUGGAGCUCAAGGCCGGCAAACAAAUUGCUGCGGUUGGUGAAAACAUUGAGUUUACCAUCUCUGUCUCAUCUGGAACUUCUGUUCAUUUCAUCCUGAGCAUUAGUGGUGAUGCAACUGUUGUUCUGACCAAUCAAACCUACAUCCACCAGUUCACUACUGUGGCCAAGUACUACGUCAACCUUACUGCCUUCAACCAAGUGAGUUCAGAACGAAGGACUCUGCACAUUGAAGUCAUGGAGCCUGUGACCAAGUUGACUAUACUGGACUGCUGUGAUGCCGCUAUACCUGUCGGUGUACCUAGGGCUUAUGUAGCGUGCACACCGACACGUGAUCCGCUGACCAUUCUGUGGACCUUUGACCUUCAUCAUGGUCUCAAGAUCUCUCGGGUUGGCAAGUCGGUGACAUAUGCGCCAGAACAGCCAGGCAAUCUGACCAUAUUCCUUAGAGCAUUCAAUUCUUUAAACGGAUUAAAUGUGACCAAGGUUAUACGAGUUCAGAACAUUAUCAGGUCAGCCACCUUGGAAGCUCAACCAAGCAACACCUUCAUAAACAAGACGGUCAGCUUCCAUGUGGGAAUCACUCCUGUUUCCACUCCAGCGACAUAUCAGUGGGACUUUGGGGAUGGUACUUCUGCAGCUGUCACAACUACACCUUCUCUUAGUCAUAUCUACAUCCUUCCUGGUCACUAUGUGGUGCGAGUUAAUGUCAGUAACCUGGUGAGCUGGGUUACAGCAGAGGAUAAUGUCAACAUCUCUGUCCUAAAGUGCGACGAACCAGAAGUUCAGAUCAUUCAAGCUCCACGACUCGCCAUCUGGCGUUACCAGCCAACCUCGGUAGAGGCCAAUGUGAAUUUAAAAGGUUGUGGUCUCUAUGGAGUAGAGUACCUCUGGGAGAUCCUCACCUCCCCUCGCUGUCAGGAUGAUGACAAGAAAGGUCCACCACCGUCUAAGGUCCGUCUCCCCCCAGAAGUCAACGUCCGGAGGCUCCAAAUUUCAGUGCCCAAGAUGUCGAUUUCUGCUGGGAACUACACUCUAGUUUUUUCUCUGUCCUAUGAGGGGGUGCCACUACGGAAGGCAGCAUGUAUUCAACUUUCAGUCAUGUCCAAAAAGCUAGUGCCAAUCAUUGAGGGUGGCACAUACCGUGUGUGGUCCAAAACUCAAGAUUUGCAUUUGAGCGCAGAGCAAUCCUACGACCCGAACCUGGACCCAGAGAACCAGUCCCUGCUCAACUACCACUGGGAAUGUGUGAGCACCUCAAAGGGCCCAGCUCACUGCUCCACUUUGCAUUUCGGGUUGGGUCCGAGCGACCCGGUUCUGGGAAUCUCUGGUUCUGAACUGGAGGUAGAUGUUGAGUAUACCUUUCGCCUGACCGUCAGCAAAGAAGGCAUGACCCCAGAGUCCACAAACCAAAUGGUGUGGGUGCAAAGCGGUCGCAUCCCGAUGGUGUCUCUGGAGUGCGUGUCGUGCAAAGCUCAGUCUCGCUACGAGAUCAGUCAGAGCUCUUAUGUGUACCUGGCUGGCACCUGCAAUAACUGUCACAGCUCACACAGAGGGCGGUGGACGGCAAUGACCGGAGGGAACGAGACGCUGGUGCUGGAUCUGAACACCACCACCACGGGCAGCGACAGCAUGAACCUGGUCCUGCGACAGGGUAUACUCCGCGACGGAAACUCCUACAUAUUCAGCCUCCACGUGACCGAUGACAGCAUGGACCGCGAGGGCGUGGCCUACAUCGAGCUCCACCCCAACCUGCCUCCAGCCGGCGGGACGUGUUCUCUGUGGGCGGAUGGCGACGGGCCUCAGGUGUGCACGCUGCUGGAGAGAGUGCACUUCAACUGCUCAGGUUACACUGAUAUGGACGAGGCCGAGUCUCCGCUGGUGUAUAGUCUGCUGGCGGUGCGCUGCUCCGGGCUGUACUGCGAGGAGUUCUGUGUGUAUAAAGGCACGAGUCCAGAACAUUCGGCCUUCCUGCCACCCGGCUUCAGCUCGGCCCAGUUCCAGGUGACUGUGAUUGUCAUGGUGGAGGACCACCAGGGGGCCACAGUCAUGGCCCGCAACAAGUCGAUGGAGGUGGUGCUGCCGGCGGUUCCUGACGGAUUCAGCUGUCUCCCUCACUGGCUCAGCAAUCUGACCGACUCCACCCUGAGAGAGCUGCUCCGUCAGGGAGACUCACAGAGAGUACGGGAGCUCUCGCUCGCCCUCAUCACCGUCCUCAAUGAGUAUGAGCAGGGUGUUUCCCGCAGACGUGAGCGUGUGUCUAAGGCAGAGCGUCAGUAUCGUGUGAGCGUCAGAGGAAACAUCACCAGAGCGCUGACGUCACUGGACCUCACCACCGUCAGUGACAUCCAGCAGACAUCAGCAGCGCUCGCGCAGUGCACGGCUGUGAGUCGAGAGUUUGUGUGUGAAGAGUGUCAGAACAGCACUCUGGACAAACUAGAGUCGAUGUUAGAGAUCCUGCAGACAGACACCAAACAGGGCACAGUCACCCCGACCGAGAUAGCAGACAACAUCCUUAAUAUCAUGGGUGACCUGAUCCACCAGGUGAGCCAGGCUGCCUCCUCUCCUCCUCUGGAGGCCGAGGACCGCGACGGCCUCUCCCAGCCGCCUCCGCUUCUCUUAGAGGAGCAGCAGCAUCACCCGCUGCGGGUGGCCGCUAAAGCCUACACCCUGUCCUCCGUCCUCAUGCGAAUCCUCAUGCUGGGCCGUGUCCUGAACGAGGAGCCGCUGAUCCUCCGCGGGGCAGAGAUCGACGCCGCCGGCAAACGAGACGAACCUCAGAGCCUGCUCUGCUACGGCGAGAGCGACGCGGCCGAGUGCCGGCGUUUCUCCAUCCCGCGAGCCUUCAACAGCAGUCUGGGACGGGCAGCAGGGGGUGCUCUGGCGCCCAGCAGCGAGGACGGCAUCGUGCAGCUGCUGUUCCAAGUGGAGCCCAAUCCGUUUCCGUUCAACUACGUCGCCAAUUACACCGUGUCGACAGAGGUGGCGUCCAUGGAGUUUCGCACGGUGAACGGCACGCAGAUUCCCAUCUCGGAUCUGGACGACAGCCAUGCCAUAACGGUUGCUGUUAAUAACGGGAGUGUGGCUGGGCUGGACGGGAACGGAUUGGAGGCCGUCUUGCCGCCAGCGGGAGCCGAGAACAUCAGCCGCUGCGGUUCAAUCAUCGUGAGGGUGAGCACGAGGAACACCAACAGACAAGCGGGAAUCUACGUCCAGCUCAACUUCACCGUACUAGACGAUUCUCCAGAGAAGUGGGAAUUGGAUCCAUUCAUCACAGCCUAUCUGCACACCUCCGAAUGGCCCAAUGAAUACAACAGCACUGACAGGAAACGCAUCACGCUCAAUAUGACGCGGGGGCGGGACCUGGACCACCGACUCUACACUUUCUUCCUGUCUCCAAAGUCCUAUGACACCACGCGUGAUCACUUCAUAAACGUGACCGUGGGCUGCGGCGCUGGCGAUCCGGAUCUGAUCCGGUUCGAGGUGGCCGUCUUCACCUCGCUGUGUCAGUAUUUCAGCGAAAGUGCCAAUCAGUGGCGGACGGACGGCAUGGAUCCGCUUCCCGAGACCAGCGUGGGCCGAGCCGUGUGUCGCACGCAUCAUCUCACUGCUUUUGCCGCCAGCCUGUUUGUUCCCGUCGACGCUGUCUCCUUCAUCAUUCCUGAGCGUUCGGUGACUCGUAGUCUGGUGGUGGUGCUGGUGUGUGUGAUCGGACUGCUGUGUUACGCCGUGGCCGGCGCUAUAAUGCGCAAGCUGGAUCAGAUGGACCUGAGACGGGCCUCUGUGGUGCCGUUGUGUGGGAAGGACGGGCUGUACAAGUACGAGAUCCAGGUCAAGACCGGCUGGGCUUACGGAGCAGGAACCACGGCUCACGUCGGCAUCAGUCUUCACGGCAGUGAGAGCCGCAGUGGACACAGACACCUGGACAGCAUCGGCGCGUUCGCUCGAAACAGCCUGGACAUCUUCCACGUGGCCUCCGACAGCAGCCUGGGCAGCGUGCUGAAGAUCCGCGUGUGGCACGACAACAAAGGUCUGUCUCCUGCAUGGCUGCUCCAGUACGUCCUGGUGAAGGACCUGCAGACGGCCAGCACUUAUUUCUUCCUGGUUGAGGAAUGGCUCUCGGUCGACAACGAGAAAACAGACGGCAGAGUCGAGAUAGAGGUGGAAGCCUCAGCUGCUGAAAAUACUAGUGUUCUGAUGAUUUUGGCCUCCACUGUCUCUGUGGAGCAGCUUCCUCCUCAGGUGGACCAGGAGUCUCUGGAGAUCGAUGACUUCCUGGAUAACUCACUGACAGGAAGCUCUUUUCUGAUGCUGAAUGGCAUUCCUGGAGAGACAUACUCAGAGGAGACCAACAUUGACCUGCCCACGCCGUCCACUAAGAGUCUUCAGAGGUGGAGCAUUCCUGACUGUGAUUGGCCGGAUGUGUUAACCGACCCGUCUGUGGAGAUGGGGCCGGUGUUCCCGCCUCGGCUCAAGAGAGGUCAGGGCAGCAGACAUCUGGGUGUGGACAUUCCCUUCAGUCCCGAUGAGGAGGACACUGUCUAUGACAACAGCCACAGGAACAAAUACUUCUCCUCCUCAGAUGAGGAUCUAAUCAAGCGCAUUCUGGCCGAUGGACAGCUGCUGUCUCAGACGGACAGUGACAUGGGCGAUCUCUCCAGUAUAUUCGGUGAUAAGACGGAGGUGAUUCUACUGCAAAAGAUGAAUGAACCUGUUCCGUGUGGAACAUUUAGACGAGACCCUCCCAAAACUGCCUUUACUUCACGCACAGUGGUGACGGAUGUGUGUAAGCUCAGGCCGUUUCCUCCUCUGUGUGGAUUGGCUGCUCUGUGGGCCAGCUGGGUGGGGCUUGUCCUGUCCAGCAGCCUAUCAAUGUGGCUGGGGCGGAGCUUCAGCGAGGGCGUGGCUCUGAUGUGGCUCAUCUCCUGCAUUGCCAGUUUCCUGUCGUCAUUCCUCCUUCUCGAACCUCUGAAGGUGUUGUUGGAGGGGGUGUAUUUCUCUCUGGUCGUGGGUCGUCUGAGAGCUGAGGAGCAGGAUGUUCUGGUGGACUGUCCGCGUGUGGAGAGAGUGGUUCAGCGGAUCCCGCGAGUCAGGCCGCCGCAGGGGUUCGCUCUCUCACAGGCCCGAGAGGAGGCGCGCAAGGUCCGCCUGCUGCACACCAUGCUGAAGGGUUUCCUGCUCUACAUGCUGUUCCUGCUGGUGGUUUUACUGCUCAACUACUCAGACUCGUCCAGAGACGCCCAUCGCCUACGACUUCACACUCAACUGCAGGAGCACUUCCUCACAGAACACUUCAACAACAUCAGCAGACAUGAAGAUGUGUGGGCAUGGCUCUCAGACUCCCUGUUACCACGGUUACUGGAUGGACCUGACCUAAUGGAGAAGACGGGCAGCCUGCUGAUAGGUCGACCCCGCCUCCGACAGCUGAGAGCUCAGCCAGAAUGCCCCGUCAUUGGCUAUUUCCCAGCAGCCUCGUGGUUUGGGUGUGUCCCGGCCGGAUGGGCGGAGUCAGCCUCAGAAUUGGUGCAGAACUGGAGUAUCAGUACAGCUCAGAGCAGCGGUGUGUGGCACUGGGGUCAGGUGUCUGUCUACAGCAGCGCUGGAUUUGUGCAGGAUCUCAGCAGGACCAUGCAGGACUCCAGAGCUGUGAUCAAACAACUCAACACACACCAGUGGCUCGACCCACUGACCAGGGCUCUAUUCGUGGAGUUUCCCCUCUAUAACAUCAACACCGAUCUGUUGGCCGUCUUCACGUUCCUGCUGGAGUUUCCUGUAUCUGAGCAUGCUCAGUUUAGUCUGGAUCUCAAAACCUGCAGCCUCCACACACUCAGUCACGGCAUGAACCUGCCGCUGUUCCUCACGCUCCUCCUGCUGGUCUUCGUGAUCUAUUUCUCUGUACGUGAGAGCGCGGUUGCUUGGAAACAGGGGCGUGGCUAUUUCCUGCGUUUGUGGAACGUAGCAAGUGUUUGCAGUCUGCUGUUGGCGAUUUGUGUUGCCUCGCUACACCUGAGCCGCUCUGUACUCUCCGCCCACCAAUGGGGGUCAUUUCUACAAAAACGGGACACUUUUACGGACUUCUUUCCUCUGGCUCAGCAGAACCAGGUUCUGACCCAACUCAGCGCGACUCUGCUCCUCCUACUGGUUCUCAAGGCAUCACACCAGCUGCGUUUCAUGAGAGAAUGGGGGGUUUUCGGGAGAACGCUAAGGAGAUCUUUCUGGGAGCUGCUGACAGUUGCAGUCACUCUACUCGUGUUCCUGUUGGCAUACUCACACACCGGACACCUGCUUUUCCACUCUGUCAUGGAGGGCCACGGAACUGUUAGCUCUACUUGCUUGAAGUUACUAGGCUCUAAUGGGCGUGGACUGUUGUCAUGGCGACCGGACAGUGGCUCCUCUCCAUGUUCUGCUUCCUGUUUCAUCUUCUACAUUAGCUUCACUCUCCUCCGACUAGUUUUGCUGUGGCUUUUGAUCUCGCCAUUGCUAAGGAACUAUCGUCGGGCAAGGGCGGAACUGUACCGUCCAGCCGUUGACCUGCAGGACUAUGAAAUGGUGGAGUUGUUCCUGCGACGCCUCAAAAUGUGGAUGGGGCUCAGCCGUGCUAAAGAGUUCCGGCACAAGGUGCGGUUUGAGGGUAUGGAGCUCCCUCCUUCACGUUCCUCUUCAACUAGUGACUGCAAGUCCUUGUGUCUUCCUCCUCUGGACACUCCUGAGGCUCCCCCAACUCCCGACAGCAUUGACGGAGGAUCUGAGGCCUCCUGGCGUCCCACAUCCAGCAGCCCUUGCAGUUUGGCUGAAGCCCCAGGUCUAGGACUUGGCCUCACUUUAGGUCUUGGGGUGAUAGUUGGAGGCCAAGGCUGGAAAGAGAGAGCUGAGAUGGAGGCAACACUCCGCAGAAUCCUCCCAGCAUUCGAUGCUUUGCUUCUGCAGCUGGACCGGGUAACCCACGCCACAGAGGAACUGUAUCGAACAGAGUGCCACCUAGAGAGACUGCUGAGGAAGAGUAGAGGACGGGGAAGAGGGGUACACCGCCACAGAAGUCUGGAGUCUGCAGGACAGAAGAGACAUAGAUACAAGGGGACAGACAGGAGUACACAAGUGGCACAAUCUCCCCUGAGAACUGUAAUAAGUGCACCUGCAUCCGAGAGAAAUCCUCACAAGAGAGAUCGAAGGUCAAGGAAAUCAGAGAAGUUCUCACAAAUCACAAGUGCUCUUCCCACAAGCCUCAAUAAGACGGACUUGAGUCCCCACAGGACCAAUAGUGUCCAAAAGACUCAAGAAACCCCUAGUACCGAGGUGGUAGAUGUUGACAAGACUGAGAAAGGCCCUCGCAAGGCGGACUCGGGUCCCCUCAAAGCAAGUCCACCUGAGGGGGACAGUAGUCAACCUAGAGGCCAAAAGGCUGACAAGGCUUCUCAUAAAGUAAAAGGAACCUCCAACAAGGUAGACCCAAAUUUCCAAAGGGAAUCUGAGGUUGCUGGCUGUGCCAACAAACCCAUCCCUACCCCUGUUCCCACUCCAGCAUCUGCUUCCUCAACUGCUCCUGUUUCUGCCAUAACUACCCCUGUACCGAUCCCUCGCUCCCAUGAGUGGAUUUCUCCCACCAACAGCGAGAACCUUCCCUCCAGCGUGUUCCGGCACCCUGCACACACUACUACGAAUCCCACCCGCAAACGCAAGCACAAACCUCCCCCACUUAAAAAUAAGGUGCACCCCAACACAGACAGACCUAUCUCAGGACACCCCAAACCUUGAGACCCCAAGGUUCCACCAGUCAGUAGACAAGUACAGGCAAGGAUUUGGAAUUGAGUUGUAAGGCUUAGGAACUCGAGGAACGUUGAAGCUCAAGGGUUACAGCAUUUCAUGAAGAAAGGAGGACCUGGUGACAGCAGGUUUUGUAACCAGGCCCUCAAGAAGAGCAAAAGCAAUAAAAGUUGCUUAAAACCAAAUAAUACACCAUAGCCUUAAGUUCAAACCCACAAGUCUUUUGAUUUGUAAUGCCUUACUAAAAGUCUCAAGAUGGAAACUGGGUGCAGGUCACCAUGGUUUCUACAAUCCUCAAGAAGUUCCAGUUGAUGCAAGUUGCCCUUUUCCUUCCCCACUUGCAGUGACCUCAAGUCCAACCUCUUGACCCUGGUGGUCAACUGGGUUGAAACCGACAAGAGCACACCUUGUGCUGUCGCAACAACAAAACAAACUCUUGAAAGAGACAAUGAAGGACUACAACAGCAAGCCUGUUGAUGCAGGAUGGCUAAAGCUUGAUGGUAUUUGUUGUACAAUGUUUGAUGAAACGUUCUUUUUUGUGUUGUUAAAGGAAGCUAUCUUAAGGUCAUGGGUAUAUGUAUCGCCCAUUGAUGCAGAAUAGGCACAGCUUAUUCGAAAAGGGCUCACACUGAUAAACUCGCACACAUACAGACACAAACACCCAGAUUGCAGGUACAUAUUUGAUGCGAUUACAUAAAUAUUAGAGCUAUGCUUCGAGGUACUUAUGCAUAAUUCAUGCUUCUUAAUAUAAUGGCAUUUUGCGAAAAAUAGACACAAAAACAUAUCAGAAAAUAUAUGAACUUUUACAAUUUACCCACUUACACUUAUACACUCACAUACUUCUGAAGAGGCCAUCAGGGUGCUAAACAACUAGUAAUCCUCAGGAUUUCAAAUAUAUUUCUCUGACAUAAUUGCUCCCACAGAGCUCCAUUCAGAGGUUUCUCAGAGCGAAACGGACCAGAGGGCGAGUGAGAGAAGAUGAAAUUAGAAGGAAAACAGAGAAGGGAAAGCAUGUCAGAAAGUGUGAAUUUAAAGGGAGACCAAAAAUUUGGGAUAACGUAAUAGUAGGACAUGAAAUGUUAGAUGAAGUAAGGAAAAAGUUGAGACAGAAUUAAGACAAAGGUACGUCCCUCAUUCAAGCACAACUCCCAGAAUUCUCUGUAUGGGGAUUUGUUAUUCCAGCAGGUAAAAGCGAUGUUCCAUAAAGCAUUAUUAUUGUUAAGUAGUUGUUAUUAAGUAGUUUGUUAAUGAAUGAAAAACCAGCUUAUGAUAAAUGGAAGUGUGUUUGUUGCUGCCUUCUAUGAUGUUUUGAAUUUAAUUUAAAAAGCACUUUGUAUUGAUGUUUUAAUAUGAAUGAUUGUGAUGGCAUCGGUGUGAUUUAAUUUGAAUGUGUUAUGGAAAAUGUUUUGCAGAAAUAAUAAAAUAAGCUUGGUAUGAACAUAAGAGAUAGUUACAACAGCAUUACUCUCCGUAUAAUUUUGCCAAAGCUUGCAACUCAAGUAAGAAAUAAACUUGUUUCUUUUGAACUUAGCACUUUAUUGCAAUGUCAAGCUUUAGUGCUUUGCCAUAUUUAAACUAGUAUGUACUAUUUCUUCACAUACAACUUUCUAGAACUAUUCUCUUUGAGUAUUAUACACAAGCUGCAUCAGGAUAUUAAUUACCAUUAAUUUUCAUGUAUUUGUUUCUACAAUGUGUUGAUUUUGUCUCUUGUGAAGUACUACAUUGGUAUUUACCGUGAUGAUGCUCAGGGACCCUCUUUUUAAAAACCCAAACUAGGAUUUUUAGUUUUUUUGUUGUUUUCCGCUUUAAACAAUACAUGUAUUAAGGUCUCAUAUAUUGAAAUUAGAGUAGUUGAGAGUGAUUUGAUGAUUAGCUUAAGCACUCGAAAAUAUCCACUACAGGGAGUUUUGAUUCUGUCAAAGGUCACUUCCACUACAGUAACGUUCUUAUUCAGGCCAUUCCAGAUGAGGUUUAGAAAGGUCAUGUUUAUCUGUACAUAUUGGUGUGCCCUGAUGUAAAUAUUGUAUUCGAGUUUGAUUGCAUUGUUUUAAUCUCGUUUGCCUUAACCGCACUGAGUAGAAAUUUCAGUACACAAAAUGGAUCGCAGUAUGCACAAUCAUUUCACACAAAUGCUUUGGCCAAAGGAAAAAAUAAGACCCAAAAAAGGUAUGAAAGCAUUGCUAUUUCCAACAGAACUACACACAGCACAAGCAGUCAUUUUAAAAUAUAAUGGCUUUUUAGUAGUUCUUUGCAGGAUAGUAUUGCCGCUAAAAUAUUUCUUACUUUUUGUCAGAAAAAAAAAAAUAAUGUCUGCCAUUUCAAACCAGUCACAAGUGCCAAAACAUACUUGCAUGCAAUAUUGUAAAGUCUUUUUUGGUAUUAAAUGCUGAAGGUGCAGUAAUGUGUUGAUUGCAGGUUUGACAUUUCGUGUUGAAUUGUGCUGUUGUACUUGUAACGUUGUAGCACUUCGCUUUACAUGCUUUUGCACUUGACAAAGUCAAAUAAAGAGUCUGACAGCU